GAGCACUCCCGAAAAGCAGCUGUUUUUAAAAAGUAAACAAACCCGAAACUGUUGUGAAUUUUGGUUUUUUUAAAUAUAAUGCAACUGCUGCAACGAUUGUGUACCCACAUAUACAAACACCAGCGGCACUACGUCAAGAAGCAUCGUGCAAAUUUUAAGCCAAAUAUGUCGUCGAACAAGCGCCUGGUCCACCAGGAGAUCCUGCGUUAUGUAAAUCCUUUUGCCAGAAUUAACGUAAACUCCGAUAUCUUUGUCCGGAUCCAGCCCGCCGAUGUGCAUCAGUACACCAGUGGGGACGUGUUCAUAAGCCAACUGUGCGGUGGCCCAGUCAAGAACUCCAAUGUCUCGCUGGACGUCAAGGUGGCGGACGACGACAAGGAGGUCAGCGUGGUGGUCAAGAAGCUAACCGAGCAGCCCACGUCCUUCGAGUGUGUUCUUCACGUUCCCGUCCGUUCCGAUGUCUGCGCUGUGGGCAAAGGCAAUGUGCGAGUAGAGGGAAUCCAAAGCGAGCUCCUGAGGGUAAAGGCCGAGGGCGGAAUCCUCACCAAGAACGUGAAGGCCACCAACAUUAGCCUCUAUAGCGAAAAUGGCAACAUCAACUGCAUGGGGACCUUGCUGGGAAAAGUCACCGAAAUAGAGACACAUAAUGGGAAUAUCAUCAUGGACAAAUUGCAGGGAGACAGCCUGACAGCCUCCACCAAGAGCGGAAGCAUAGUAACCGACUGCUGCUACGUUGAAGAGUCCAAGUUCCAGACGGAAACUGGACGUUUAGAACUAAAAAAUGUCCAUAAAACCAGUCAAGUUCAUGUCCAUGAUUCGGCGGACCUAAGCAUGACUGGUGUCCAUGGCAAUCUCCAGGUGGUAACCAAAGGUGGCAGCCUGAAUAUACAGCUCUCCGAGCUCGUGGGACACAACAAGAUCGAUGCCCAGAACCUGACAGAUGAGGCGGUCAUUUACAUAUCACAGACAAUUGAGCAGGAUCUCAAUAUCGAUGUGGGAGCCUCGGUAGUCAGUUUGGACACGGAACUGGAGCACUUGGCGCACGCAUUAAGCAAGGACAAGAGUCGAUUUCUCCUCAGCAAUGAAAACCAACACAAGUUGAUGGUUAGUAGCACGGGACAGAAGGGAGUACGCCUGGGCAAACAGUCGUGGAGUGAUAUGAUGCGUCAGAAACUCCAGAAUAUUAGCACUAAACCAUCCUCAUCUAGUUAAAUGCAGAAGAGCAGCUCACUAAGUUAAGAAUAUAUUGUGCUGUAAGCUACAAUCUCA
Molecule: messenger RNA, 1269 nt
Organism: Drosophila serrata
Lineage: Eukaryota; Metazoa; Arthropoda; Insecta; Diptera; Drosophilidae
Product: protein FAM185A
Source: RefSeq, a predicted model, not a curated record